AUUAAUUUAAAAAAAUAUGCCAGCCUCAUUUCCCUGUGUGCUGAAAACUUAUUAAGCAUGUUAAAUAUGUCUUGGUCGUUGAAUUUUAAUGUAAUAAUAAUAAUACGUAUUAUUUAUCACCAGACCUCAAAAUUUCCUAUUUUGUCGUAAAAACUACAAAUCCCAGCAUGCACCACGAGUGCCGGUUAUAUCCUAUUUUAUACAGUCUAUGGUUAUAUCACGUGACGUGACUGCCGCCGCAUGUAAACACUGUGAGGACGCCGCUGUUUACAAACACUCAGGACUCAGUUUCUGCGUGAACGCUGCUGAUUGUGGAGAGAUUUAAACACGGGACAGGAUGGAGAUUGAAAACUGUCAGAGUUUCUUCGGAGAUAUUGGCUGCUGGUCAGAGAGAACAGAGGUCCACAAGGCGGCGUCUCUGGGUCAGGCGUCCCAGCUACAGCACCUCAUAAAGAACGGCGCAUCGGUCAACGUGUUUGCUGUGGACUCCAUGACAGCGCUGCACGAAGCCUGCCUCGGUGGUAAGACCCAGUGUGUCCGUCUGCUGCUGGAUGCCGGAGCCCAGGUGGAUGCGAGGAAUGUAGACGGGAGCACCCCGCUGUGUGACGCCUGCUCAGGUGGUAGUUUGGACUGUGUGAGACUCUUGCUAGAUCACGGUGCCAAAGCCAACCCUGCACUCACCUCUCGCACGGCCUCCCCGCUCCACGAAGCCUGCAUGGGAGGUGAGGACAUGAAGGCUGACACAUUUCUAAACUCAACAUUCCUCUCAGAAAAUAAAAGACUCUUCGUUUUCUCUUUGUUCUUUUCAGGAAACUCCGACUGUGUGAAGCUCCUGAUUUCCAUGGGGGCUUGUUUGGAGGCGUACGAUCUGUACUACGGGACCCCGCUUCACGUAGCGUGUGCUAACCGACACACAGACUGCGUGAAAGUGCUGCUGAAUGCAGGUGCUAAAGUAAACGCUACAAGGCUCCACGAGACCCCGUUGCACCACGCUGCUAAAAGCAUGCGAGUGGAGAUGAUCAAGAUCCUACUGGAGUUCGGAGCCAACAUCCACGCCAGAGAUCAGUACGACCGGAGACCCGUGGAUUACACCACGCCAGGCUCGCCUGCUGCAGCCUGCCUGAAGUUCUAUGAGACCGCUCCGAUGAGUCUGCAGCAGCUCAGCAGGUUGGUGUUGAGGAACAGUCUGGGCACCAGAGCUCUGGAAGCUGUUCAACACCUGGAGAUCCCAAAACUCCUCAUCAGCUUCCUCUGCUACCAGUGACUGCCGGCUGCAGGAGGACGGACUUUUACUCAGAGACUGGAGAAUCAAAGCUGCUGACAGAAGCACAGAGAAGGUGCCAACAUUUAAGUUAAUAUGAGUGCAAACACUUACUGAUUUAUGGUCCUUUAUAAACCAAAACAAAUCCGUUCAUCAAGCUCAGACUCGUAAAAGAAUCAUUAAUAAUUUAUUUAUGUAUUUUCAUUUGUAGAGUUAGACAUAAACAUCAGAAUCAGUGUUUUUAAACCCUUUAAAUGAUCGGGUGUGCAGAAGCAGGUGAUGUCACAACCUGUCCAGAGUUUUUCAUGUGCACAGAUGUUGGAAAGAGGAACUGUAAACACUAAAAGCUGACCCUGAACAAAUCGUGUGAUCUGACUCACAGGAUGAAGACGCUGUGUAUCAGCCUGACACAAGCUGUUAAAUUCCCUCCCUCUCUGCUGUGUGCAUGUUGAAGAUUUCUAAAAUACACUGAAACAGCAACAAUGACAGUGAGCCAGAAAUCGAGGUGGUCAAAAAAAUAUUUAAACUAUGUAAAGAAAGAUCUGGUUCACGCAAAGCCGAAUGUUUCUGCAGCAGCAACUUCCUCAACUCCCUGAUGGAUAGAAAAUAAGUCUUAAUAAUCCAGCCACAACCUCCCCAUGUGCAGAUAAUCCCGGAAACGUCUCACAAAAUUUAGCUGGAGCACAUCCAAGAUGAAUCUUAUUGGUUUAUAGAUUUGAACGUGGGAAUUGUGAUUGCGAUCAGGGGUCUCAUUUAUAUUGCCAGAUCCCUUCCUUUUAGAAUUCCAAAGUGUGGUCGGCCAUUUUUCUUUGCAAAGUGGCAGCAAAACAUUUUUGAGACUGAGACUUCAGUGAAUAAUGUCUUAGUAUAAGUUCUACUUUGUUAUAUUUUAUGUGCAUGUCCAAAGCAACACUCACUAGUUCACAGUGAGCUAUAAUGAUGAGUGAUCCUCAAAGUGAGAGUGUGGCCCCCUGGUGGGCUCUGAAGGAACUGCAUAUGUCCCUUUGACGUUCUUUAAAAUAAACAAACUUUUAAUUUAGAUUUCUUUUCUUGCAAAUACUCUUAUAUAUAGACUGUUGGUGAUAUUUGGAAGUACUUUAUAUGAGUCUGAUGAAAUAACUGAUUUGUUUAACCUGCUGAUACUAAAACAAGAGUCUAACUUUGGCUUCCUCUGGCUGCGUUCAGUAAACAUGAUGAGCAUGUAGUGAGAGGUUUUGCUUUUAAAGAUGGGGUUAUUAUUGUCUCAGGAGUAACUGUUAUAUAACCCUAACUGUAAACUUCAGAUAUAAAAUUCUUAAAUGGAGUUUAACGUUUGCUGAUCACUUAAAUAGAAGUCUGACUGGCACCACAUGAGAGGCCUAGAGUAUUUAUUUAAACAAAGUGUCAGAGCUCAGAGAGGAAGGAGACAAGUGGCAUCAUUUUGUAAUGGAAGCAACAUUAAUCAUUGUUUGUCGCUGCACUGAAACGUUAACACGCGCACAUUUCCUGGAUAUCUUCAGUUUCUAGCAUCCAGAGGAAUUCAAAGCAGCUUUCAGGGUGACAAAACCCAGAGAUCGUCCAGACUGUUUCUCCACUCAGUCUGUUUACAGAGCGCUCAUGAGGUCUCAAUAUUUUUAGCGGAAGUGUUUAUGGAUUCCUCAGAGAGCUUGAGGUUUGCUAUUUUGGCUCUUUUCUGAGCUGUUUUGGAAGUUGCAUAAGUUUGAUCCACAGAGGUUAAAUCAGGGCAAACAUAAAGAUGGACUCCUUCAAAUCAAAGUUGCUUUAAAGCUGUGGUUUAUUUUAGUGAAGGUGAGACCUCUGACUGUGUUUCCACUGUAUUUGGAAGUGGAAGCAAUGAGUCUCAAACUUGCGUUCUAGCUAAUGACCAGAAGAGGGCGACCUCACUGGAUUCAAAUAAUCGUUUGAUUGUAAAGGAGCAAAUAAGAAAAGACACAUUUCUUACAAAAGUUAAUUCAUGAGUUUAUUUCUAUUCCUUAAAUCAAUGAAUCAAUCUUUGUUUAGUAGUUGUAGCAGCUGGAGUCUGGCACGUCCACAGCAGCAUGCCAUACGCCAGAGAUCCAGAGGAACAUACGGGACAAGGGAGCUCAGGGACUCCAGAAAGGUCUAUGGUUAGUAACUUUAAUGGGACAGGAAGAGUUAAAGUAAGAGACAGGCAGACAGAGGAGAAAGAGGGAAAGACAGGAUCCCAGUGUGUCAGUUUAAGCCUAUAGCAGCAUAACUAAGAGCUGGUCCAAACCUGAUCCAGCUCUAACUAUAAACUUUAUCAAAAAGGAAAGUUUGAAGCCUACUCUUAAAAAUAGAGAGGGUGUCUGCCUCCUGGACCCUGACUGGUAGAUGAUUCCAAAGGAGAGGGGCCUGGUAACUGAAGGCUCUACCUCCCAUACUACUUUUAGAGACUUUAGGUACGAUGAGCAGGCCUGCAUGUUUGGAGCGUAGUGUUCUAGAGGGGUAAUAGGACACUAUGAGCUCUUUACGAUACAAAGGUGUCUGACCAUUAAGAGCUUUGUAGGUCAGAAGAAGGAUUUUAAAUUCUAGUCUAGAUUUUAUGGGGAGCCAGUGUAGAGAAGCUAAUACGGGAGAGAUGUGCUCUCUCUUCCUCAUUCUUGUCAGUACUCGAGCUGCAGUGUUUUGGACCAGCUGAAGAGUCUUUAGAGGCUUAUUAGUGCAGGGAAUGAUUCAGGGCGGGGCUACCUCUCCUAACCCUGCCUCUCGCCAAAGGACAGCUGGGAUCACCUCCAGCUUCUCAGGAGUCUUGACAGGAUAGGGUGCAGAUUACAGAUGAAUGUAUUGUGAAUACAGAUCCUCCUUGCUGACCAAGCUAGAGCUGUCAUAUUGAUAACUUGAUAACUUAGCAUUUUCCAUAUACGGUAUAAAACAUGGAUGUAGUCUCUGUGACGUCACCUGUUGGUUUCUGAAGAGGAGUUUGAAGCCCAAUGAUGGUGUUCAAAAUGCUGACUCAUCCUAACUUUCAGUCAACCCAGAAUAAAUAAAAUUCGUGGUGUUGUUGAGGUGGAGUUGAAGCGGUUUUGAGCGUCCAAGCUGGCAGCUACACAAGUCUUCCGUCCUGAUAUCUUCAAAACUGACGAGUAAAUAAAACAAACUUCACGUCGCAGUGUUUACGAAUUAAGGAAUGAGCGAUGCAGACCAAAACCAGGCGGUGAAUUUAUUUAGCUUAGCUUUAAAGGCGGGCUUUAACCCUCAAUUUAUACACGCUGAGCAUUUCUGUGGUUGAAUUUCUGCUCAUUUGGAUAGUAUUCCCUUACUUUGUGCUUUAAUCAUCACAGAGUAUGCUGCAUAACUAUAAAGUUUUGUUUCUGCAGGUUUAGAUGAGUUUAAUAUGAAUAAUUCUGCUCUAUUUUGUUGUCCUGUUACCUUCUUACACAGUAAUCAUAUUAAAGUCCUGUUGUAGUUGACCUGGAUCACGGAUAUCUGGCUGUUUGUAGCUUACAUCCAUAAUCAAUGAGUAUUUCUGAUCUAAACGAUCUUUAAACGAUCAGGAGUCUGUAUAUGGUGUUUUAUUUUGAAAUUGGCUGAUGUUGCAUGUGAUCCUCGUGCCUCACUUCCUGUCCAGGUCGUUCUUUUCUGUGCAGUUGACGCAUGCUGGGCAUGGGCUCUGUCGAAAAUAGACUCGAAGCGUACCUCUGGGGGAGAGGCGCGGGGGCAAGUUCCCGAGACGGAGCUGAAAUGCACUGCAGCACUCCCUGUGUACGCGUGAGCAUUGACUAGAAUGGGAACGUAACGCGACGCUGCGCAUCCUGUAUAAAGUUGGGGUAAGGACUCUUGUGUUUUUGGAGCCAGCCUCUCGUGGAAACUAACGAAACUGCAGCUUUUGCACUACAGAAUUGACUUCACUUUUCAACAACCCUCUCUCCUCUCUAGCUCCUCCCUCUUGUCCAAAUAUGGUUGCGUCUGGCACCAAAAAAUAAGGCCAAAUGUCAAGAAAGUCUUAUUAUUUCUGUCAACUUUCUUCUUCCUCCUUUCCUCAUCUGGCAGUCUUAACUCCAGCUGUUUCACCUCCAUGGCAGUCUGUCUUUAACAUUUAAUGAUUUACAUUUACACAUCAAGGGUCUUGUACCUUUUGCCUCAUUUUCCCAUUUGAGGAUCCUCUUUAGUAUAGAAGACAUCAAACAGAGGAGACAGAGAGAGACAUGCAACAAAAGCUUUAUGCAGCAAUGCUGUAACAGGUCAAGAUGUAAAAGCACUCUGUACACCCUGAAGUUCCUGCUCUCAAACUGAAGCACAAACAGUAAAAUGUGUGUAAGCAAAGAGAAGUGAGCAUAAAGUCGACUUCUCUGUCCUCCCUCUUUGAUGUAAAACAUAAACACGGUCCACGUGCAGUCUCCUGACUUCACCCUGCAGGAUUUUAGGGAUUAAAGUUCUGAUUUCAAAACCUUUCUCAUCUAUCUGCCAGAAGGAAGGCGAGAGGUCGUGUCAGCGCUCUCUGAAGCCUGCACCUGCUGUGUGCUGUUUGUCUUUUGGAUCUUUGCACAUCAUGCUUCAUGCUUUCUUCAUCCAAAUCUCUCGGUUUCCUCCCAUCACUGGCUCGCUCCCUAAACGUGCCCGAGCUGCACGAUGCUGGCCUGAACACUCGGCUCGUCUGUGGCACGCCGUAAACAUGCCAAACUGAAGCAAUUUGCUUUUGCAAAAUACAUCUUCCAUCAAAUGUUGAUAUUAUGACUAGCUUUCAUGAAACAGAAACGCAGCCAGGUCAUCAAAGUCUCAUGCUGUAAAUACUCCAGGCACAGAUCUUUCUUUCUUCCCACAGCCUCUCUAAAGACUUUAAAUGUCUGACCCUGAAACAUCUUACUCUCUGAACUGAGGUCUUAAAAUAACUCCCACAAAACAUGAAUGUUUCAAAGCGUUACGAGGCUGCAGGGAGAGACUGGAAAAAACAGAGGAGAGGAGCGAAGGCAUGCAGAGAAUUUCCCGUUAUCUAAGAUGAGAAAUGCUCCUAAAUAGGGAUGAUGAACUUCAGGGUGAAGAAAGAGCGGUGGUUUCUUUUGAAACUCUCCUCCAGGUCCGACAGUUCUCUCUGUUUCAUUAUUUUGUCUUAAUCUGCUUAAAUACAUCAGGUUUAUUCUCCUCAGAUGUUCACAGAAGCUGCUGAAUCAUCCCUCAAAAUGUGUCAUGAAUAUUUAUCUUAUUAACUGUACAGAAGUUUUGCUGUGACUGUAAUGAAUAUGUUGAUUAUUUGAAUAAAUCGUAAUCUUGA
Notolabrus celidotus (New Zealand spotty) is the source of this 6473-nucleotide messenger RNA. It is a transcript of the gene asb13a.2, whose product is annotated as ankyrin repeat and SOCS box containing 13a, tandem duplicate 2. Gene Ontology annotation, molecular function: protein binding. The transcript is spliced from 5 exons. Bases 338 to 1264 code for a protein of 308 amino acids. The record is from RefSeq and is a predicted model, not a curated record. Gene Ontology annotation, biological process: protein ubiquitination; positive regulation of protein catabolic process. NCBI's taxonomy places the organism in Eukaryota, Metazoa, Chordata, Actinopteri, Labriformes, Labridae.